Molecule: messenger RNA, 762 nt
Organism: Rosa chinensis
Lineage: Eukaryota; Viridiplantae; Streptophyta; Magnoliopsida; Rosales; Rosaceae
Exons: 1
Coding region: 1-762 (253 amino acids)
Source: RefSeq, a predicted model, not a curated record
AUGGUCGGUAGCCUUGAUUGUAUGCACUGGCAGUGGAAAAAUUGUCCCACCGGAUGGGCAGGGCAGUAUACUGGCUACAAAGGGAAACCGACAAUCAUCUUAGAGGCGGUGGCCUCCUACGAUACUUGGAUUUGGCAUGCUUUCUUCGGACUUCCAGGUUCCCUGAAUGAUAUUAACGUCCUUGGAUGUUCACCGUUGUUCAAUGCCCAAUGCGUUGGUGAAACCCCUGAAGUGAGGUACCAGGUACGUAAUAGGCAUUAUCAUCAAUGUUAUUACCUAGUUGAUGGCAUAUACCCUAAGUGGGGGUCAUUUGUACAAGCAAUCCGAGACUCGAGGUCGCCGCAGACACAACAUUUCACAAGGAUGCAGGAAGCAUACAGAAAAGAUGUGGAGAAAGCAUUUGGUAUUCUCCAAGCUCGUUGGGCAAUCAUAAGAGGACCAGCUCGUGGGUGGAGUAAGGAGAACCUUCAAUACAUCAUGAUGACGUGCAUUAUCUUGCACAAUAUGAUUGUUGAAGAUAAGCGUGAUGAAGAUGCAGCACAGCCAUUUGAUCCAGAUGAUAUCCCAACCAGACCAAGGAAAGCAGAGAUAUAUAAGAGACCAGAAAUGGACACCGAUGUUCAUCGCAAUCCGCAACAACUAAAUCAAUUCUUGCGUCGUUAUAGGGAGGUUAGAUGUCCAGUGAUGAAUAAAAACCUCCAAGACGAUCUAGUCGAUCACCUAUGGACCAUGAAGUUACAAGCUGAUCAGAACCAGCAGUGA